AUGGUCAACUGGCGCGACGGCAGUGGCCAAGGAACUCUGGUACGAAAGUCCAGGGACUACUCGGUGCGAUGGGGACUGUUCAGCUGCGCCAGGCACAGACGACGAGCAGCACGGCAGGAGCCGACAAACGACAAAAACAGGGGAAAGAGCACUGGCAGAGACGAGGGUGAUGAUGAGAGAAGGACGAGAGCCGAAUUGCAGCCUUGUGACGCCAAGGAGUCGCCAAGGAGUCGCCCAGCAGAGGAGAGGAAGGGGCAGCGGGUUGCGGGUUGCGAGGCAGGCAGAGCCGGCGAGGGCUUUGGCGAGCUUUGCGAAGCAGCACGAAGCGAACAAAGAGAAGGUUGGACCUACCGAUACGAACUCACGGCCAGGACGAUGCGAAUUGGGCGAGCUGUCGUGGCGCAAGAGGCCAAGAUGUCAACUGUGAUUCCUGUCGGCGGCUUGCGAAAGAUGUCGGAGGUGGCUCAGGAGCAAGCACAAAGAAAACGGGAGGCUUUUUGGUGGAUGAUGUACGUCAGGACCGGCACGGAGGGCUGUGGAGCACGGCGCGAAGCUGACGGCACGAGUCUGAGCUGUUGCACAGGCUCACGACAAGGGAGAGAAAAAAGGCUAUGCAGCGGCUCCAAAGGAAAAGAGCAGAAUGGUGUGCAGAGUAAACCGACAAAUUCAAUCUCGUGA
Trichoderma virens Gv29-8 is the source of this 678-nucleotide messenger RNA. RefSeq lists its product as uncharacterized. The transcript is spliced from 2 exons. Bases 1 to 678 code for a protein of 225 amino acids. The record is from RefSeq and is a predicted model, not a curated record. Lineage: Eukaryota; Fungi; Ascomycota; Sordariomycetes; Hypocreales; Hypocreaceae.